Messenger RNA from Vicia villosa (hairy vetch), 806 nucleotides. Its product is annotated as kirola-like. Bases 63 to 533 code for a protein of 156 amino acids. The transcript has 2 exons. Gene Ontology annotation, biological process: defense response. The record is from RefSeq and is a predicted model, not a curated record. NCBI's taxonomy places the organism in Eukaryota, Viridiplantae, Streptophyta, Magnoliopsida, Fabales, Fabaceae.
UCCCUUUCAUCAUAUCAACCCUUGUUUCUUUCAUAUUUGUGUUUGUGUUUGUCUUUCCAAAAAUGGUUCUCUCUGGAAGGCUUAGUACUGAAGUUGGUAUCAAAACACCUGCUGACAAGUACUUCAAACUAUAUGCAUCAGAGCUUCACGAAUUGCAAAAUCAUUGCGAAAGAAUUCAUCAUGCCAAACUGCAUGAAGGUGAAGAAUGGCACGACACUGAUACAGUUAAACACUGGACAUAUGUCAUAGAUGGUGAGGUACACACAUGUCACGAGACUAUUGAAGAAGUCGAUGAACAGAUCAAAAAAAUAACUUGGAAGCUUUUUGGUGGAAAUAUUGAUACUCACUAUAAGAUCUUUAAGCUCAUCCUUGAAGUAAGUGAUAAGGCUGAUGGUACUGCUAUUGUUAAAUGGACUGUUGAAUAUGAGAAAAUCAGUGAGGAUAUUAAUCCUCCAAAUGGAUGGAUGGACUUCCUUUUCAAAAAUACUCGAGAUGUUGAUGCUAAUCUUGUCAAGGAAAGGAUAGCUCUAUAAGACAAAAAGAAAGAAGGAUGUCAAUGCAAGUGGUUGGCUUAAGUGUUCAUCUUUAUAAUAAAUUAGUGUGAUGUUUGUAAUAUUGGAAUAUUAUAGCAUAUGCAUAUUGACUUCUGUUGUAAUGAAGUUGUUAGCGCUACUGAAAUAUGAUUGCCCUAUGCCCCUAUAGACCCUAUAAAAAGACUUUUUUUUUUUAUUUUUUAUCUUUGUUUGUAAUAUAUAGGUUGAAGAAUGUGUCCUAAAUUAUGUGAUGCAAAUAAAUAAAUGAAUAUG